UGUCUUAGAGCAAUACAGCAGCCGUGUGCCCUGUAUCUGUCUAUCUUAGAGCAGCUCAGAAGAGACAGCUCCCCACCUCCUCACACAAAUCUCCUGUCUGUAAAUUGCUUUUUGCUGUCAUUUAGUUACGGGCGGUACAUCUUACAGCAUUGUUAUACGUUACCGUACUCUAGUUACAAAUGUGCUUUAGUUUCUGUUUAGAGCGCUAGGUACAUUUAACGGUCUCCUUCUGCCCCCGUGUGGCUGAUUUGCGGAACUCCUCUAAAUUUUCGACUUUCCAGUUUGCCAGAUUUUCCGAGAAGUUGAGUUACACGUCACCAUGGAACCUGUACUGGUGAGAAGACGUGUAACUGUGACCUCAGCAGUUCCUGCGUAUCAGCUGACCGUGUAUAAAAAGCAAGGAACGUGUAGCUCUGAUGCAAAACAAUAAUGGCUUCCCCCUCGCAGGCCCCUCCUCCACCCCGCGGAAGAGGCAGGUGCGUUUCUCGGCCCGCCACGACAUCAUGCUGCUUCGGGGGGUGAUCGCUCAGAACCCCUUUUCCUCCAAGGAGCCGGGCCACGUCUGGGCCAAGGUGGGCGAACUGAUCACCGCGGCGCUGCAGGAUGAGAGCUUCGAGGUGGACGCACGCCGGUGCCGUGAGAGAACCGCGCUGCUCCUCGACUACUACAAGAAGCAGGACUUCCCCAGCCUGCGGAGGUUCGGGACGGAGCAGCUGUACGCCCAGAAGGAGGAUCUCCUUCAUGAAGUGCUUGAGCUGGAGGCGGAGAGGGGGCUGCUGGGCUUGGUGGAGGGGAAGUACCAGGACGAGACGCCGGCUGAGCUGAGGAAGAGAGCGCUGGAGGAGCUGGCUCACCAGGAGAGCGAGAAGCCAGAGCAGCCACUGCCAGGGCUGGGGCCGGAGCACACAGGUCCAGCCGCCCCUGAGGUGGAGGAGCAGGAGCAGGAGCUUCCCGAGAUCCCGGCUCCGACGGCGAAACGCGCGUGCCAGUGCUGCUGCCAGACCUACUCGGAGAUCCUGACCUUCCUGGAGAAGCGCUCUGAGGCGGAGCAGCGUCUGCGUGAGGAGGAGAUGGCCCUGCGCAGGGAGGAGCUGGAGAUCCAGAGGGGGAAGAUCACGCUGGAGCGGGAGAGGCUGGAGGUGGAACGCAGGGAGCGGGAGAGGAGGUUCCAGCUGGAGAGUCAGGAGAGGCAGGUCAUACUGGACCUGCUCAAGGACAGGGUGCUGAAGUACUGAGCGCCCGGGCUACGGGAGAGAUAACAAUGCUUCCCAUUGGAGUCCCUCUCCCGAUCCAGGAGCUUAGAUCACCUUACCUUGCACCCAGGCCUGAGCUCUAGUCACUAGGCUUUCUCUAAAAGGGUGGGAAGCCAGAGAGGUGACUCAGCCUGCACUGAAAUGAAAGUGAAAUAGGUUAGUUAGCAGUUGGAAGUUCAAGCUGUUCCUCAGGGAAAGCACACAAAUCAGAGCCAGCCUCGUUCACGAGACACAUGGUAAGACAGUGGCUAAACUGGGUUUGGUAACCUGCAGCCCUCAGUGGAAGAAGCCAGAUUACCAAAAUUAUUUUUCUGGUGGGCUAAAAAGCAAAAGGAUUUUUAUGUGAAAAAUUAACAGUGGCUUGAUUUUAAACAUUAUUAUUAUUAUUUAUUUCUUAGCAGACACCCUUAUCCAGGGCGACUUACAAUUGUUACAAGAUAUCACAUUAUUUUUACAUACAAUUACAUUAUUUUUUAACACAUUAUUUUUUACAUACAAUUGCCCAUUUAUACAGUUGGGUUUUUACUGGAGCAAUCUAGGUAAAGUACCUUGCUCAAGGGUACAGCAGCAGUGUCCCCAACCGGGGAUUGAACCCACGACCCUACGGUCAAGAGUCCAGAGCCCUAACCACUACUCCACACUUGUAUGUUUCAUUAAAAAAAUGCAGUAAAUAUACUGCAUGCUGAUAAUAUGACAUUGCAAUUUUAGUUUUUUCAAUAUGUUUAAUAUAGUAGACCACCUUGAUGUAUUGUACUUUGCCACUGUAUUUGAAAACACAUGUACAACGUGAAAUAUGGAAGUGAAAUAUACAUUUUAUACAUGUCAGCAGUGUACUUUUUUUUAUUGAAUAUACAUGUUGGUAUUCUGAAGGGAUUACAUGUGUAUAUGA
This is a messenger RNA of Acipenser ruthenus (sterlet), 2142 nucleotides long. RefSeq names its product trichohyalin. Lineage: Eukaryota; Metazoa; Chordata; Actinopteri; Acipenseriformes; Acipenseridae. The record is from RefSeq and is a predicted model, not a curated record. Bases 417 to 1235 code for a protein of 272 amino acids. The transcript has 4 exons.